Molecule: messenger RNA, 1858 nt
Organism: Myotis davidii
Lineage: Eukaryota; Metazoa; Chordata; Mammalia; Chiroptera; Vespertilionidae
Gene: CCDC184
Product: coiled-coil domain containing 184
Exons: 2
Coding region: 109-615 (168 amino acids)
Cellular component (GO): cytoplasm
Source: RefSeq, a predicted model, not a curated record
CACCUCGGCUCCUCCCCGUCCCUCCGGGGACCUCUCCCCUCCCUCCGCCCCACUCGGGAGGCCGGGCUGGACCUGCCCCAGAGCGGCCACCAGCGCCUCUGCCACCCCAUGGAGGACGGUCUGCUGGAGAUCAUGACCAAGGACGGCGGCGACCUGCCGGCGCCUCUGGAGGUGUCCGCCGUGCCGGCCGUGGGGGACGUGAUCUCCGGCGAGUACAACGGCGGCAUGAAGGAACUCAUGGAGCACCUGAAGGCCCAGCUGCAGGCCCUGUUUGAGGACGUGCGGGCCAUGCGGGGGGCCCUGGACGAGCAGGCCUCGCACAUCCAGGUGCUGUCGGACGACGUGUGCGCCAACCAGCGGGCCAUCGUCUCCAUCCAAGAGCCCGAGACCCCUCCGCCUGGGAUGGAGGACAGCGGUUUGCUGGAUCGCGACCCCGAGGACGAGGAGGACGACGAUGAAGAAAAGGAAAUGCCCAGCUCCCCCACACCCACGAGUCCCUUUGAGCGCGCCGACAGCCCCUGCGCUGGUCUCCUUGGGGGGGACGGGCCACUUGUGGAGUCCCUGGAUCUCCCCGAUAUUACCCUGCUGCAGCUGGAGGGCGAGGCCUCCCUGUGAGGGGACUCCCAGGGGCACCGCUUUCCCGAGCUGGCGUUGGGUUUCCGAGUGCAUGACGCGAGUGGACUGAACAAGCGCGGUGCAGCACGCUUCACUCCGACCGCUGCUCUGUGGAUCAGGCAGAGAGAGAGAGAGAGAGACUCCUUGAGGAAGGAUUUAUAGGGUGAAGGACUUUGGGAGCAUCGAGAAUUCUUUCUGCCUAACCAAGCCAGAGACGUAGCAAACUGCAGAAAGGUGAGGUUCCAGGAGAGGAUGCGCUCAUCUCUGGACUCCCAUCCAUCCCCUCCCCUGUCCUUCCGCCCCCACCCCAGCCAACAGGAGAACCCCUGAAUUGUGUAAAUAAAACUCUGCUUUUUCUAUUCUGAAAAAGGACUUAUCCAGGACUACGGCAAAUUGUCUCCAACGAUUUACCUAGAAAUUAAAGAAUUGGGGUAUUCUGUUCUGGCAACAGAAAAUUUCCCCUUCUGCUGAAAUCCAGGAUAUUCAGCGCUCUGCAGAAGCCUCUCCCCUCACAGAUCUUUGCGGCUGCUGAUUGGUAAAGGAGGCUUGAGGAGGGAACUGCAGCCCUAGAAAUCUAGGAGAAUGGGGUUCCCAGGGCCCCUGGCUGGGAGGAGCUGGCUAUGAAUGUGCAUGAAGACAAAGUAGCUCAACCUCUCUAGGAUUUUGCAUGCAGAGCGGAUCCUGCUUUGUCGCUGACUACAUCUGGAAUUGCUUUUUCCACUCGCUGGGACUUAGAGAACAAAGAGCCGGCUCACAGGCAGAGACUUGGGGGUGCUCAGCAACAGCCCAGAUUUAGGGGACAUUUGAGGGACUUUUGGGGGCCACAGCCAAAAACUGUCUCUCUCCUGGCUACACCCGCUUAUCUUCAGUUCCUUUUCCUGUCAAUAUGUCCCUGCCCUCUGCUUCUCGGUCUUGCCUCCAUUAUGUCUUGUGUGUGUUAUGUGUGUCCACUUGUGUAGUAGUAUGUGAGCCCUGAGGGGCAGGGCUUGUGGCUCUGGUGUUAGGUUCAGGGGGCUUCAGACCCUUCUAUGAGCCCCAGGCUGUCAUGGCGCUUUCCGCUCUCCUUCCCCCUUUCCUCCCACAACCAGGGCAUGGAGCAUGUGGCUGUCCUGAGGUUCUUAACUGAUGUGCCUCCCUCCUAUCUCCUCCAGUGGUGACUUUGUGUGCCCUUCCUCCUCCUCUGUGUAUUCCUUCUCAAUGCUUUUCUUGGUGUUAAUCUUAAUAAAGAGGCGUCAUCCCCCUC